UCACCCGAUUCUUGGAUUGUUGUUUUAUACUGUGUCAAUAAAAUUUGUCCUAAUUUCAGUAAAAAAUAUAUCACCCUAUGGAGUAGUUUUCCCAGUGCGUCGUUUAAGGUGGUUCUGCAUGAAUUCAUAAUUAAGCCACGUCAAUGUUAAACGAAGUGACGUCCGCUUUAUUUAGUGUUAUCAAACAACGAUUUUAAAACAUGUCAGCCAGCACUUCAGACGAAGUGAAGGGACCCACCGGAAACGGCGGCGACGGUCCCAGUACCAAAGAAGAUGACAAAAAGGAGGAAAAUUUACUUGAGUGUAAUAUUUGCUUGGAUACCGCCAAGGAUCCGGUCGUCAGUUUAUGUGGUCACUUGUUUUGCUGGCCUUGUUUACAUCAAUGGCUAGAGACGAGACCAAACCGACAAGUUUGUCCAGUUUGUAAAGCCGCGAUAAGCAAAGAAAAAGUUGUACCAUUGUAUGGUAGAGGCAGCACGAAACAAGAAGAUCCGCGAGAGAAAGUUCCUCCAAGACCUGCAGGCCAAAGAAGCGAGCCUGAACCAGGAACCAACUUCCCAGGUUUUGGGUUUGGCGAUAAUGGAUUUCAUAUGUCGUUUGGAAUUGGCGCCUUUCCAUUUGGAUUUUUUACUUCAACAUUUAAUAUAGGUGAACCCAGACCUCCGGCAGCACCGCAUGGUAGUCCGCAGUAUCUAGAAGAGCAGUUCCUAUCAAAAAUUUUCCUGUGGCUAGCAAUUCUCUUUAUCGGAUGGUUAUUGUAUGCUUAAGGUGGUAAUUCAUAGCAUUGAACAUCAUCAGCCUUAACAAGAAUUAAAGAAUUACCAAACUCAUUAAAAUAGGAAACGAGAUUUUAAUAUAACUUUGUGAUGGGCUGGGCUUAAGAGGAAAUUGUUGAAGUAAAACCGAUAUAUAUAUAUAUAUAUA
This is a messenger RNA of Cylas formicarius (sweet potato weevil), 924 nucleotides long. RefSeq names its product E3 ubiquitin-protein ligase RNF185-like. Bases 201 to 767 code for a protein of 188 amino acids. Gene Ontology annotation, cellular component: endoplasmic reticulum. NCBI's taxonomy places the organism in Eukaryota, Metazoa, Arthropoda, Insecta, Coleoptera, Brentidae. Gene Ontology annotation, molecular function: metal ion binding; ubiquitin protein ligase activity; ubiquitin-like protein conjugating enzyme binding. The record is from RefSeq and is a predicted model, not a curated record. The transcript is spliced from 3 exons. Gene Ontology annotation, biological process: ubiquitin-dependent protein catabolic process.